AUGGCCAACCCGGGCUCAAAUCCGAACCAACAUGAUGCUGAACGCAGCAAAGAUGCCGAGCUUGCACCCCAUAGCACCACCGAGAGGGAACAGUCUACCUUACAGUCUACCUUACAGUCUACCUUGGGCUUAAGGUUAGCCAUGCAGUCUCCUGACCUCCAGAGGCCAGCCAACAAUGUCACGGCGAGACAGAAGCAACAUGGAAGAUCCGGUGCCUCGAGGACUGCCACAGCCUCAACGACUGCCACAGCCUCAACGACUCCUUCCACUUCCAAUAUCCACCCUUCCUAUGCCUCUUUCCCAUCUCAGUACAGCUCGCGUACACCUUCCACCCAGCCAUCGCAGCCAUCGCUACAGUCUCAUACGCAGCCUCGAACGGCUUUUCUUCCAGCACCCACUGCAUCGCAGGAUGUACGCGGAUAUGAGAGAGUCACAUCCGUUGCGCCUGCUCCCAAACGUCCGCUCUGGAGCUUGGGCUCUACAUUGCCUCGUGUCAGGCGUAUUCCUGUCAGGCCAGCCAAGACUGCUUAUCCGACGCCAGGCUCUCGAUCUAAUAUUGUCCAGCAGCCCCUCGUCAUGCUGCCAAUGCAGACAUCUGCGCCCAGGGCAAGCGACUAUACAGAAGCCAGUGGCAGUGCCACAGCUCAAGACUCUUCUGAUUCGCCAGGUGGUCCAGAAGAGCUCGUUCGUGGUCGCGACUUUGCUGACACUACCGAGAACGACAAUUACACUGCCACAGAUUUCGCACAUGAAGGGCGACACUCAGGAGAGCUGCGUACCAGCUCGGAAGGCUCAGAUCUCACAAGUCUAGUCACCGGCGAUCUACCUCCUAUCGUGGAAGGCGAAGCACUCCCAACCAACCAAUCAUCCUUACCGCAAUCAGAGCCAUCGCAGCCAAUGGCUAGACCGCGCCUCGGCUACUCGUUCAGCAGUCCAACAGCUGCGGCCAACUCUAACCCUAUACAGUUGCUUGGCGCUGACCAGCUCGGUCUGGGCCGCAUUUCGAAGCAAGAUCAGAACCCACUCGCUCACCUCCAAGUCCGAGAAAGUCGAUCCAACAGAAGAAGCACAGAUGAGCACGACAUUGCUUCUUCAGAUCCGCAGCGAAGGCUCUCUGCCGCACGAAAACAGCUUGUCCAAGAAGCUCAACACGGCGAGCAUCUGCUCGCCACACAAGGCAGUGCAAUAGAUCCGAACGACUGCGAAGACGAAAAUGCACAACAUCCUACACACAAGCACAUCAAGACCUCUUCGAUGCCGUUCCUCCCCUCACAAGGCUUCGACAUCAUGCUGGCUGCCUCGAGCCACAAGAAUGCUGAUGAGCUGCACAAUCGGCCACAGGAUCGCAAGAAAGCCAGGAGUGACUCGCAAAACCGCUCAGCACUUGAGCAGACACGACAUCCUGGACUAUCCGGAGCCAGACCGACCCCUCGAGGUCGUGCUGCCGGUGGCCCCGCAGCAGGUGUAGACGUUCGAAAGCCAUCUAGCCAAAGUAUCCGUCGAGCGACCAACGCGACGAACCAAGGUCGAUCUGCAGCUGGCUACUUUGACGAUGAUGUGCCACUUCACCAGCUGACCCACUUGGAACGUCAAUGCUCCAGUCGACAUCGUCGUGCAAGUCAACAAAGUCAGCAGGCCGAGCAACAUCACCUUGAAGCUUCAACAUCUCCAAAACCAAGCGACAGUCAUCGCAGCUCGAAUCGAAACGAUACGAGGUCUCCAUCCAUCAGUCAGAGCAUUCCAUCGCAGGCAGGCAUGCAGAAGCCUAGCGAAGAGCCAAGUGGCAGAGAUGGCAAUGAGGGCAAGGAGGGCAAUGAGGGCAAUGAGGGCAAUGAGGGCAAGGAGGGCAAGGAGGGCAAUGAGGCCAGUCUACAGCAAAGCAUGCAGACCAAAUCUGCCCAAGUUGUGGAAGGUGCAGCGGGGCAAGAGCGUCAUAGCGAAGAAACAGUGUACUCUUGCUCGGGAAAUGACAUAGGGCAUACCAGCCAGCGCUCCCAUUUUGCAGGUCAAGGCGGAGAGCAGGAUGAAGGAUGGGAAGCAGAACAGAAGGAAUACGUCCAACAAGAUGAUGAGAUGUGGCUAGGUGGACAAGGCACCUACGAGGAUGGCUCAAUCGCUUUCCCGACAAUAUGGUCAAGAUGGCGCUACCACAGUCGCGAGUUUCUGGCGGAAUCGCUGGCGACAAUGCUGCUGAUCACGGUGGGUACAGCUGUUGACUGUCAGGUGACGCUCUCGCAGUCAAUAGGACAGAGUGCAGGUUCUUAUCCGAAUCAGAACUGGGCCUGGGGCAUAGCUGUAGCCUCGACGAUCUACCUCAGCGGUGGUCGUAGCGGUGCUCACUGUAAUCCUGCGAUCACGUUGGCACUCGCCGUGUUUCGUGGAUUCCCUUGGAUUCAGGUGCCCAUCUACUGGAGCGCUCAGCUGCUGGGUUCAAUUCUGGGAGCUGCAAUCACGUAUGGCAUCUAUUUGCCAGCUAUCGAUCAGUUUGAAGGAGGCCCUCGUGUCCGCACAUUGACUGGCGACACAGGAACAGGACGUCUAUUCGUUACAGUUCCUCAGCUUGUCUUCACACCGGCCUCUGGUUUUGGAACUGAGCUUGUCGCCACGAGUAUCCUCAUGGCUAUGGUGCUGGCCGUGGGUGACGAAACCAACGCUCCACCAUCGGACGGUCUGUCAGCAUUGGUGCUCGGAUUUGUGGUGGUGAUGAUCGGCAUGUCGUUCGGAUGGCCUACAAGCUAUGCCAUCUCGCCUAGUCGUGAUUUGGGUCCGAGGCUGUUUCUCUACAUGGUCGGCUAUGGCAAGGAGCUCUGGACACACAACUCGUAUUGGUGGAUCUAUGGUCCGCAAGCUGGCUGCUUCACUGGUGCAUUGAUGGGUGCUCUAUUGUACGACUUGGCCAUCUUUACAGGAGAAGAGUCACCGAUCAAUUAUACGCGGCAAGGAUGGAAGCAAUCGACGCCGGCGCGCCUCGGUUCACGUCUGCUCAACUCGGCGGAAAGACUCGAGUUUUGGACAAGUCCUGUCAGGCGUGUUCGGCGUGGUCAGGCUGCCGGUCAAGACGAGGGCAAGGAAGGAGAUGCCGCCAGUUAUUCACUUGCUGAUAAAAGAGCAAUGGCACAUUCAAAAUCGCACAACGCUAUCCUAGGUAUGAAGAGUAGUUCUGAUGGUGCAGGCCUGCUGCAAGAUCCAACCUCUGGCGCAAUUAAGGGACAGAGACGAAGGCAAAGUCAGGCGUCGCAACAGCUGGACGCUCAGGAACAAGGUUGUGCUGAAGGAUGCGAUCCAGCAAGAUGUUGA
Molecule: messenger RNA, 3297 nt
Organism: Ustilago hordei
Lineage: Eukaryota; Fungi; Basidiomycota; Ustilaginomycetes; Ustilaginales; Ustilaginaceae
Exons: 1
Coding region: 1-3297 (1098 amino acids)
Biological process (GO): glycerol transmembrane transport; water transport
Cellular component (GO): plasma membrane
Molecular function (GO): glycerol channel activity; water channel activity
Source: RefSeq, a predicted model, not a curated record